AUGUCUGAGGUCUCGAGAACAGUCAGAAUAACCACGAUCCAAAAUGUCCUCAAAGACAUUGCCCCAGUUCAAGAAGGGUUCCCAAUGCGUGGAUGGUCGAUUGAAAUCUCAAUGUUAAAUUCCAAGGGCAAAGAAGUCACUGCCAAUAUCUUUGAUAAAGUCACUUAUCAUCUCCACCCAACAUUUGUCAACCCAACCAGGGUGAUUAAAAAACCACCAUUCAAGAUCGAAGAACAAGGGUGGGGUGAAUUUGACAUGAUCAUUGCCCUUCAUCUCAUUGGGGGUGGCGAACGCAAGAUCAGCCAUGAUUUGAACUUCAAGGAAAACAAGUACAUUUCUGACCAUCCCAUCACCGUGCCAACCGUAAAACCCCAAUUGGCGCGUCUUCUUUUAGAAACCGGCCCAGUGCCUAGUUUGGAUGCUGCCGCCGUUGCUGGAUCGCCGAUUGAUAGCCCAGGUGGUGAGAAACGUAAAAGUGGGGCGGUAGCGGAAUCUAAAGCGAAGAAACCUAAAGCUAAUUCAACAAUCAGGGUCAAAGGUGGGGUGGAGCUUGAGAAGUUAGCACUUGGUUUGACCAAACUAACAGAAGAUAACUUGUUGACGGUGGUGCAAAUGAUAACCGAUAAUAGAACGCCCGACAUGAGUGUAAAGAACGAUGUGGAUGAAGGGGAGUUCACCAUAGAUUUGUACACUUUCCCUGAUGGGUUAUUGAAGAGUUUAUGGGAUUACGUAAAGAAAAACUCCAAUAUUGAGUAA
Saccharomycopsis crataegensis is the source of this 756-nucleotide messenger RNA. It is a transcript of the gene TAF14, whose product is annotated as TATA-binding protein-associated factor TAF14. The coding region runs from base 1 to 756 and encodes 251 amino acids. Gene Ontology annotation, biological process: chromatin remodeling; regulation of transcription by RNA polymerase II. The transcript has 2 exons. The record is from RefSeq and is a predicted model, not a curated record. Gene Ontology annotation, molecular function: histone binding. NCBI's taxonomy places the organism in Eukaryota, Fungi, Ascomycota, Saccharomycetes, Ascoideales, Saccharomycopsidaceae. Gene Ontology annotation, cellular component: SWI/SNF complex; transcription factor TFIID complex; transcription factor TFIIF complex.